Fonticula alba is the source of this 1861-nucleotide messenger RNA. RefSeq lists its product as hypothetical. The transcript has 7 exons. The record is from RefSeq and is a predicted model, not a curated record. Bases 164 to 1777 code for a protein of 537 amino acids. NCBI's taxonomy places the organism in Eukaryota, Rotosphaerida, Fonticulaceae. Gene Ontology annotation, molecular function: RNA binding.
GGGGGGGACCGCUCAGCCUGCACAUCGGGCGCCGAGGCGUAGUUCCGGCCAGCUGCCGGCCGUGUCACGGCGCACACCCUCUUUCUCCUCCUCUCGCUCCCCUCCCCCCUGCCCCCUUGCUUCCUCCUCGCCGAAAGGGAAAGUGCAACGCGCGCACCUCCACAUGCGCAAGAUGAAUGCCGACGCGCCGCAGCCGGACGCCGGCGGCCUGGGCGCUGCCCUGCUGCAGCUUUUGACCCCGGAGAACCUGGCCAGUGACCGUCGACUGCGCGGGCUCUUUGACACCGCCUCCGGCCAAGCUGAGGCCCCGCUCCGGGAGGUGCUGGCCCUGCUGGGAGCCGGGCCUUCGGAUGCCCCGCCCGCCGGGACUCUGGAUCUGCUGGCCCUGACCGGGCCCUGGGCAUGGGACAGUGCCGCCCCGACCGGCGGGAGGCUCACCUACACGGCCGGGCCGGGCCUGCCGAGCCUGGCGCCGGGCUUGCAGGCUGAAGCCGACGCAUCGACCAUCUACAUUGAGAAUGUCCAGGGCCCGACCACCGAGCGCGCCCUGGCCCAGCUCCUGGGCCGGACGCUGCUGGGCAUGUCACUGGCUGUGCUCGACGGUCCCGGGUGCCGGUGCUCCCCGGGUGGUGCCGGGCAGCCGGCUGCCGUCGCCGACCUGGGGGCAGUAUCGGUGGCCGGGUUUCGCGCCGGCGGCACGCCGGCCCUGCUGGACACCUGGGCCCGGGGACUGGGCCUGGCGCCCGGGUCGCCGCCGAGUGUCGGGCUGUCGGAGCUUCUCGCGGCCCGGGCCUCGCCGGUCCUGCACGUGAGUCUUCCCCGCGACGAGGCUGGCGGUGGUAUCAAAGGCUAUGCCUUUGUGGAGUAUGCCAGCCCGGAGGUGGCCAAACUGGCGCUGAGCCGGCUGCAGCUGAUCCACUCGCUUGAACACUGUCUCUUUCGGGUGUGCCCGGCGCCCGGGACCAUUCCGCCGCCCGUGCACGAUCUCCGGCGCCUUCAUGCGCUGAGGCCACUGGAACGAUCAACAUGGAUCCAGCAGCGGGCCCUCUACCGGUUGCUGAAGGGCUUCCUGGCGGCGGCUGCUGCUGCCGCUGCCUCGCCGGCCGCCGGCCAAAUCUCCGCCACCAGUGAGGUCUCGCAUGGCGACGAUGAUUCGGUCGUCCUGUCCAGUGGGGCCGCCGACCCGCCGCCCGGUAGGGCUGCCGAGAUCUCGGCGGCUGUGGCGGUUGUGCGCCUGAGUGGCCUCCCCUCGCGAGGCAUGGGCAUCGCCCGGCUAAGGGUACCCCCCCCCCCGUGUUGCCUCGCGCCCGUCGCUGGCUCCCCUCGCCCUCCCCUUCUCCCGGCGUGCACCACCUUGCACAUGGCUAACGAGAACCUGCUUGUGUCCAAAAUCGCGCAGCGUCUCUUUGAGCUGGCCAUGGCCGACCCGGUGGCCGAGUCAAAUCUGGUCAGUGUGGACUUCCGUCGGGGCACCGCAUGGGCGCACUUCCUGCUGUCGUCGGCCGACGUGGCGGCCCGCUUUGCCGCGGCCGACGCGGCCUCCCUGUUGCCGGCGAUCGGGCUUGAUGAAGCUGCGUCGGAUGUCCAGCUGUCGCUUCUUGGCGCUGCCGAGGCCAGGCAGGUCAUCGGCCGGACGCUGGACCCAACAGGCAGCAAGCGUGCACGCGACACAUCCCCGACGCCGGCUGAUGCCCAGCAACCAGAGCAGGCGCCCCGUAAUCGACCAAACAAGGCCAAAAAACGCCGCGCCGAGCGGACUGUCUUCGACGAGGACUGAGAGGCCUCCGGGGGCAGGACACAUCCCCCCCCCGCAAAUACACCCGCCCAGAACGACCCGAACCCCGAUCUGGUAUCAUCAGUA